CAGUUUCCUGGAAGCACGUUGUCAGCAAUAACAACCCAAGAUUACUGACUAACCUACUAUAAAUAGAACUUUUACGCAUGCUGUCAAGGUUUAGUAUAUAAGGUAAGUCUUAUUAGUCACAGUUACACAGGUAUAAAGUCAGGCUUCACCAUGGCAGAAGCAAACAGUCCGUCUACCUCUGAUUGUGAAAACACCGAAGUUCCACAGGAAGAUUCCACAACAAUGGCUGAGACAAAUUGUCCGACUGGCAUGGACCGAUUUCUGCAGAAAACCAGAAGCGACCUCAUGUACGAGCUCAGACAGAUUCAACAUGGAGAGCGCCCAGUCAGUGGCCAGAAUCGGCGAGAAAACAUCAACCAGUUUUUCGCCAAGCACCUUGAGGCACCUGCUGGGAGUGAAGGGAAAGAAAACGUCCCCGCCAAUGUUGACGCUGUUGAAGAGCACAGACCAGAGUCAGUCGUCGUUGAAGUUGAGGGUUUGUUCGAACAACGGCGCGUGUCGUCAGUGUUGCAGUCAACAGCAUUCAGGCGAUCUUUGGAAAGAAUAAUUCGAGGGAGCAUCACAACAGCAUCCCAAAGACCCCAAGCCACCCCAUCUCGUUCUGCCACCCCCUCUCGUUCUGCCACCCCCUCUCAUCUCCCCCCACAUCGUAGAACAAGCAGGGGACAAGAACAGAGUUCAGAGAACGGUCCAUCUACAGCAUCUACAGAUCAGGAUUCAAGAGUUCCAUCACCUCCCGAGAUGAGGCUUACACCCCCCGCUGCCUCACCAACCAGCCAGCCGACGGGCAUUGUUGCUCCUAAUGAGAUGCCCACAUGGCAGAGUAUCUCGGAGAUCCAUCAUGAAGAGAUCGUCCAGGAGAUCAGUCAGCUCCUUCAUAGACGACUUGUGUCCUCGACACUGGAUGGGGAGUUCCGUGGAACUCUGGAAGUGCAAAUGCAGAACCACGUGGAUUCAUCGGGAGGAAAUGGGGAGGCCGUGGCCCAGGCCGUCCGCAGUCUGCCCAACCCCGGUGUCAUCCGCAAUGACUUCAGCCAUCUUGGUCUUGGGCAGGAUUUGUUUGAGGACAACAUUUCCGUCACCAGCAUCAGUGCCACGGCUGUUCCAUACACACAGAGCAACCUACAUCUAAGCAGAGAGAUCUCAAGUCUCAAGUCUCAGAUGGAGGAGAUGAAAAACAUGCUGAAACUCUCCUUUGACCUUCAACUUGACAUACAGAGGGCAAUCAGACAGGAAGUCGCUGCUGCUGUAUCCCAGGCAACAGGAGCUACAGCUGCCCCCCCUGCAACAGCCACACUGUCCCACCCCGUCAGUGACACCCACUGUUUGAUCUGCCUGGAGAACCACAGCGAUACUGUACUCUACCAGUGUGGACACAUGUGCCUGUGUUACGCCUGUGGUAAACAUCUGAUGUCCCAGAGCGGCAAGUGCCCCGUGUGCCGAGCACCAAUCAAAGACAUCAUCCGCGCUUACAAGUGCAACACUGAGUGAAACUGACGUUCUUUUUUACUGGAACCUUGUCAAGCGAACAUUUCAGAAUACAGAAUAUCGCUGUUUGAACAAAUAUUUAGCCCACCUGAGCUAAUGACAUGGCAUAUCAUCGAUUUUUAACUUGCGUAAAGCUUACGAUACCCAAACUUAAAUUGGAUGAUUCAAAUAUGGUGGCUACCUAAUUCUGAUUCAAGUUAAGACAUGACCAGUCUUUUGUUGCCUAGUCUGGUUAACAGCUUGUCCACAUACUCCAACUAAAUUUCCUUUUGUUGCAUGAUUCAUGUUGCUUUUAAGCUCAUAUUCACUGGAUACAUUUUCUUUUGUAAAUACUCACCCCAGUCAAUUCAUCAACAAGAUCAUCAAAGAAUUACCUUCAUCAAGUUUUGAAGAUCAGAUGGUAACAGAAUCCCAGUACAUGCUGUUGGUCUUGACUGUGUUGGUCUUAGCAGGUCAGAUAACCCCUGACUGUGUUGGUCUUAUCAGGUCAGAUAACCCCUGACUGUGUUGGUCUUAUCAGGUCAGAUAACCCCUGACUGUGUUGGUCUUAUCAGGUCAGAUAACCCCUGACUGUGUUGGUCUUAUCAGGUCAGAUAACCCCUGACUGUGUUGGUCUUAUCAGGUCAGAUAACCCCUGACUGUGUUGGUCUUAUCAGGUCAGAUAACCCCUGACUGUGUUGGUCUUAUCAGGUCAUAACCCCUGACUGUGUUGGUCUUAGCAGGUCAGAUAACCCCUGACUGUGUUGGUCUUAUCAGGUCAGAUAACCCCUGACUGUGUUGGUCUUAGCAGGUCAGAUAACCCCUGACUGUGUUGGUCUUAUCAGGUCAGAUAACCCCUGACUGUGUUGGUCUUAGCAGGUCAGAUAACCCCUGACUGUGUUGGUCUUAGCAGGUCAGAUAACCCCUGACUGUGUUGGUCUUAGCAGGUCCAGAUAACCCCUGACAGUGUUGGUCAUUGUCCAUGCUUUCAGACACUAGUUUUCCUGGUCGGGACACUUUUUUAUAUUCGGCAAUCAUAUAGCUCGGACAGUGCUGCCUGGUGAUAUAGUACAUUAACUCACUCACUCUACUAUAGCUCAACCAAGUGCAGACCAGCAGGUCAGUGUUUAAAAUGGUGAUAUUCUGCUGCUCAAGUCAAGAGAUAGCUGGCUAUCGUGACAUUUUUGUAAAUAAUCACACAAGUUGUCAUUUAUUUGUUUUAUGUAUAUAUAUGUACAUUUAUAUUUCUCACAAUAAAGUCACAUUCUAUAA
Messenger RNA from Haliotis rufescens (red abalone), 2739 nucleotides. RefSeq lists its product as uncharacterized. The transcript has 7 exons. Bases 151 to 1491 code for a protein of 446 amino acids. The record is from RefSeq and is a predicted model, not a curated record. NCBI's taxonomy places the organism in Eukaryota, Metazoa, Mollusca, Gastropoda, Lepetellida, Haliotidae.